Messenger RNA from Meloidogyne enterolobii, 216 nucleotides. NCBI's taxonomy places the organism in Eukaryota, Metazoa, Nematoda, Chromadorea, Rhabditida, Meloidogynidae. The record is from the annotation of a GenBank genome assembly.
AUGGUGCAAGGAAAGUUUGUGUCCUCCCUAAUUGUUGUGUUCACUAUUCUUCUUCUUCUUCAACUUGUCUCUGCCGAUGACUGCGAGUUCCAAACGAAGCACUAUGCCAUCUCUGGAUUUGUUGGGUUUGGAGCCGUGUUGGGAACCUUUCUCUUGAUUGGAAGUAUCUGCAAUGUGUCUGCGUACUGUGCUGGCCCAUCGUCGAAGAAGCCAUAA